This is a messenger RNA of Gracilinanus agilis (Agile Gracile Mouse Opossum), 964 nucleotides long. It is a transcript of the gene FBXL22, whose product is annotated as F-box and leucine rich repeat protein 22. Gene Ontology annotation, molecular function: protein binding. Lineage: Eukaryota; Metazoa; Chordata; Mammalia; Didelphimorphia; Didelphidae. The record is from RefSeq and is a predicted model, not a curated record.
AUGUCCACUGGCCCCGGCCCAGGAGGAGGUAGGUCAGGCCCCCCAGGCUGGGCCCAGCAGCAGGCACACGGCUCUGCUGGGCGCUGUGUCUGGUCCCCACAAAGUGCUUUUGUUCCCACCAUGCAUAUAACUCAGCUGAACCGAGAGUGUCUUUUACAUUUAUUUUCCUUCCUGGACAAGGACAGCAGGAAGAACUUGGCCAAAACGUGCUCGCAGCUGUGGGAGGUGUUUCUCGAUCCUCUGCUCUGGCCGCUGCUGCAUUUUAAUUCUCUGGCCGAACUGAAAAAGGACAACUUCCUGGUGAGCCCCGCCCUGCGCUGCCUGUCCAUCCGCUGGCACUCCAGCCAAGUCAAGGUGUGCAACGUGGAAGACUGGAUGAAAAACGCCCUGCAGAGAGGCUUCUGCAGCACUCACGAGCACCUGGCCAGGGACUUGUUAGUGAAGGUUUGCCACAGGUGCCCCAACCUCUUGUCCUUGACGCUCUCCGGCUGUGGCCACGUCACUGAUGAAUGCAUUGCAUUAUUGCUCCAGAGUUGCCCCAACCUGCAGACCCUCAAACUGGAAAACUGUGUUCGCAUCACCAACCGAACACUGACUGCUGUGACCACUCACGGGCGGGCACUGAGAACUCUUCAUGUUGAUUUCUGUCGCAACGUGAGCCAAGCGGGCCUGCGGCAGGUCCGAGAACUCUGCCCUUGGCUAGUUCUGAAAGCAGAGAGAAGUGCAGACAUGAUCCCAGACAUGCUCCCUGAAGAAAAGCUAACCCAAGAGCGAUCGGCAAGAAAACUCUUGCAACGAUAGGCAGAGUCACCUUCAGGGGCACCAGCUUUCCUCCCCUGCCGGUUCUGAAGCCAGAAACAAUUUCUCCUGUUCUUUGCAAGUCUGUGCCAGAACAGCUGCGUGACAUUCACUAUUUACCAUGUGGAAUAAGGAGCGAGGAAGAUGCCACUGUGGAUGGGGCCAA